AGCCAAAACCUACAUCAGUGUGAAACCAAUCUGAAGAAAAGCUGGAGGAUGUGUUCUCAGCUAACUGUGAGGUGUAAUCUCCAGCACGUCGUGGGUCUGCCCCCAGGGCCCUGUCUCAGUUUCAUCUCUGGCUUGUCCUGUGAAGUUUUCAGUUGCAUUCAUCUGCAGUGAGUCUGGAGGUGAUGGCUGAGCUCCCGUCUGGAUUGUUGGAAGCGUGCCUCGUGGUGGGAGCCCCGAGUGAUAAACUCAAGGACACAUGCCAGAACCUCAACCACUCUAGCCAGUCAGCAGAACUGCCCUUUUUGGAAGCUGAGGUGCUGCAGGUCCACAUCCCACCGUUUGUAUCCAAGGAGAGCAACGCGAACCAUGUGAUCGGUCCUGCCUUCAGCCGCGUACAGCGGCGGAGAAGUUUCAUCAAGAAGAAGAGGCGAGAUCGCUCGACAGACACUCUAAAAAAUGGGGAAACAGCCAGCCGUGCUGAAACCUCGGGAACGACGGAGGACAUCAGUGUGCCGAAGGAUCUGGACCUGAUUGCUCUGCCUCAACUCUGUUUCCCUGGUGGUCUUCAGUUGUCCAGGGAGCAGCGAGAGGACAGUUAUCACUUCCUGGUCUUCACUGACCUGUUUGGUAAUCGAACCCAUGGAGUUGUGGCACAGUACUACAGAGCGGUGCAGACGUCCCCAGAAGUCUCCACCCACAAUGGAAACCGAUACAACUCAUCAAAGAGUCGGCUCUUCGCGCCUUACGCUGUGUGUGUCAUCUCCAAGUUCCCUUACUACAACGCUUUGAGAGACUGUUUGUCAUGUCUGCUCGUCCAGUUGCGGCCUGCAAGACAAGUGGAGGAGACAAUAAAAGAGUUCUCAGCCAAGCUGUCCCUGGUCCCUCUGCCCCCACCCGGGCAACUACACGUGUCCUUUAGCCUCCGUCCACUACAGAUCGUGCUUCCGUCCAAGGAAGACCAGGACAGUCCUGUGAUUGACAUCGACCUGCAUCUUCCAUUUCUGUGUUUCACCCACAAGGUCCUUUUACAGAUCCUGUCGAGCCUUCUCCAAGAACAGCGACUAGUUUUCUUCUCAUCAGACUGGGCCAGGCUCACACUUGUGGCGGAAAGUCUGCUGCUGUAUCUGCGGCCGUUGAACUGGCAGCAGCCCUAUGUUCCUGUGCUGUCGAGAGGAAUGCUGGACUUCCUGAUGGCUCCUACGGCCUUCCUGAUGGGCUGUCACAUCAGUCACUUUGAGGAAGUAGUAGCAGAAACAGAAGACCUAAUUCUGGUGAAUGUGGAUGACGGCACGGUGAUGUCAUCAUCCUAUGAAGCUGUAAAUAUCCCUGCAAUCCCACUGUCUGCUGCCGAGUGCCUCAUUUCAAGAGCUGAGAGUCUCCAGUGUCACUACGAUUUGGAAAUGUGUCACCUUGGGGUUGGCACUGAUGUCAAUACCUUGCGAAGUCACCGAAGAGAUUGGCAGAACAGACUCAACAGGCAGAUAAAAAACAUCCUCCUGGAGCUGCUGGUCAACAUCUUCCGAGACGUCCAAGACUUCCUUAACUAUGAGCACCGCGUUUUUAACAGUGAGGAAUUCUUGAGGACCAGGGAGCCGCAGGAGCAGUGUUUUUACAAGAAGGUGUUAGAGACACAUAUCUUUCACUCAUUCCUGCGAGACAGGCUCAACAGGAAACAGGACAGCUUCAACCGCAUGGAGCAGAACACGCGUCACCAUGUACACAAGAAUCGAGCAAUGACCGAGUUGAGUCGACGGCCAGCCAUGACGGAUCUCUUCAGGAACGGCUACAGCAGCUACACAAGCCCAAACAGCCGACUGAGCAAGAAACUCGGUGCCAGCAUGCCAAACCUGGAUGUUGCUACCAAUGAUGUGAUGCCUACCAAUGUCACACGACCCACUUCUCUCAAGAAGAUGACCCCAGAUAUCGGGUUGAAGUCCCCUCAGAAAUCGGUGGUGGUCUUCCGGCUACCAGAAUUCCCACCUCCACUGGCAUAUCAUUACGUCCAGAACUACUAUUCAGACAUGGUGGCCUCUCUGGCCAGGGCCAUUAAUGUGACCCCCCCCGAGGAAUCCGCUCUUCUCGCUAGGUAUCACUACCUGCGUGGUUUGGUGAACACAGUGUCUAACAAGCGUCUGGAUGCACUAGAAGACUUCCAGAGUCUUUAUAAAACCGACUCUGAUAUCUUCCCUUCCCAAAUGGUGAAGUCGCUGGUGGACUCUUUGACCGAGGCUGAACGAAUACAGGCUGGCAAACACACGGACGUCAAGCGGCUCAUCAGUCGUGUCAAGAGGGACCAGGAGCGAGAGCGGAUGCAGCCUGGCAGUGAUAAUUUAGACGGUGCAGUCAAGCGUUUCCAGCUGCCCAAGAGGUUCCUGCUGCUUGAGGACUUUGUGAAAUGUAUUCAGGAGUCUGGUAUUGUCAAAGACCAAGGAACCAUUCAGAGACUUUUUGAUGCUCUCACUGUGGGUCAUCAAAAGCAGGUUGGUCCAGAAUUGUUUAAGGAUUUCUACACCAUCUGGAAGGAGACAGAAACUGAGGCACAAGAGGUGUUUUUACCACCUUCAGUUUUGGAGCACAUUGAACAAAGCGAGUGCGUCUUCAAGCUGUCGUCUUCAGUCAAGACGAGUCGAGGUGUGGGGAAGAUCGCCAUGACGCAACGCAGGCUUUUCCUGCUCACCGAUGGACGACCUGGUUACAUUGAGGUGGCCCAGUACCGAGAUUUGGAGGAAGUCAAGGUUUCCUCCACUCCCUUCCUUCUUUUGCGGAUUCCCAGUCUGAAACUGCGUGUUCGAGGACGAAAAGAUGCAUUUGAGGCCAAUUUGAAAACUGAAGCAGAGCUGUGGAACUUGAUGGUCAGAGAGAUGUGGGCAGGACGAAACAUGGCAGACCAGCACAAGGAUCCCCAGUACAUGCAGCAGGCUCUCACCAAUGCCUUGCUCAUGGAUGCGGUGGUUGGAAGCCUUCAGAGCAGCAAGGCCAUUUAUGCUGCAUCAAAGCUGGCCCACUUUGACCGCAUCAAGAUGGAAGUGCCAACCACAGUUUCCAGGACGACGGUGGAGACACUCAAACACAAAAUUAAUCCUUGCCUGGAGCUCACUGCACCUCAGUCUGUGGAUGUUCUCCUGUACACACCAGGUCUGCUGUGGGUCUCGCUGAGCAGCGGCAAAGUGAUGGUGUUUGACGCCUCCAGCUGGUCACUUAAACACACUUUUCAUGUUGGAAAUGCAAGACUGAACUGUAUGCUUGAAGUGGACAGAGACCAAGUGUGGAUGGGCUCGGAAGACUGUGUCAUCUACAUCAUCUCCGUGGUGGCCAUGGUCUGCAACAGGCAGCUGACCGAGCACAGGGCAGAGGUCACCGGACUGGCGUUGGACGCAGAAAAAUACAGUCAGAGGGUGGCGUACUCGUGCAGUGCAGAAGGAACCAUCAUGCUGUGGGAUGUCUCAACCCUACAGGUAAAGAAGCAUUUCCGUGUCUCCUGCGAUCGUCUACAGUCCAUCUCCGUCUGCUCUGGAAUGCUGUGGUGCUGUUCGAGGGACAGCAUCAUGGAGCUGUGGAGAAACGGCUCAUUGAAACAUCGACUUAAUCUGCCUGAGCAGCAAAAGGGAUGCACGGUUACGUUCAGCGCUGUGCUCUUGUUAGCUGAGAGAGAGGAGCUGUGGAGUGUGUGUGUCGAUUCUGCUGAAGUGUGUGUGUGGCACAUUAAGGACAACACAAAACCCUUCCAUCGGGUCACACUCCAGGACUGCUCCGGCUGCUACUGUAUUCUACGUGUUAAAGAGCAGGUGUGGGUUGGAGGCUUAGGCAGAAGUUCUACCAAAGGGAAAGUGUAUAUCUUAGACAUGGAGGACCACCAGGUGCUGAAAGAGCUUCACGGUCACAACGACAAGGUGACGGCGCUCUGCUCGGCUGAGGACCGUUACGUGCUCAGCGGCGCGGCCAAGCAUGAUGGGAAAAUCGCCAUCUGGAAGGUGGAGUAGCGAUGAAGGAAACUGGACAAGUGGUAUCAUUUCACUGAUGCACAGAUGAAGGAUGAGAUUUGCUCAUUGUUUACAUUUGAACUAUGAAGAGCUGGAACAAGUGAAGGUUGUGUUGAAGGCAUUUUAUCGGAAAUGUUGUAUUUUAUUGAAGUUCUAAAAUAUGUUGUCUACUAAUAUGAUCUGUAUUGAUGAUUUCGGUUCUUCAGAAGGCAUUCUCCGUACAAGACUAUGUUAUGCAGUGUUCAUAGUUGUACAUAUGGAUAACUUAUUUGCCUUGUAUGUAUUGUAAAUCCACACACAUUGGCUGUCUCACACCGAAUUAGUUACACUAAAGUCAUCUGUCAUGCAGAAGCACCUCACUGUUUCACUGUUUGGGAAUGUUCACACAAACGGGGUGAGUUAUCCACGAGUGUCAGAGGUUGGGUUCAGCGAUCAAACUCAUCUUUUUUCCACUGCAAAGUCAUUUCUCUUAAAGAGUCUUUCACUUUGAACAUCAUUUGAUAUUUUUUUUCCCUUAAUGUUCACUUGUAAAUAUGUCUUUUAUCCAACAGUGCAAUUAUUUACGUUCAAAUGUUCUGCGUUUCAACGUUCCUGAAGGAUCCAAAAUGUUAUUCAAGUGUGGGAGCCACGAUCAAACUGUUACUGUUGAAAGAAACUUUAGACUUUUUAUGGUUUUUGAUGAAGGCACAAGAAAGCAUGACUUUUUACUGUUAUUGAGCAACAUGCAAUGUCUUCACUUUACCUCACAGCUUGUAUGUCAGGACAUUCGGGCCUUUGAAGUUUGAAAAUCAUUUCUAAAAAAUUGUGAAAAUCAUUAACUAGGUGCUGCUUUAGAUGAAGUGCAAACAUUUUUUUAAUCCCCAAUACAUACCUGUUGCUGAGAGUUAGAUCUGAACACCAGGAAUAGCUUUUUAAUCAGCUAUCCCACAAACACGUGCCUUUUUGUUUAUCUGAACUGUAACCGUUUGUUAUGACAAUUCAAGCGCAGAAAAUGUCACUUUGUUGCGCAUUAUCUUUUCAUUUUUGUGCCGUCACAUGAUGUCAUCAUCGAACACCGACUGAUUCCUUUUUUUAUUUGUAACAACUUUUGAAGAGAAGAAAGACGAAUAUUUUGGAAUAUUUUUCCUGUUAACGUGAGUAGCAAUUACAAAAUAUAUUUACUAACUGGAAUGUUCAGAAUUCUCA
Messenger RNA from Synchiropus splendidus (mandarinfish), 5165 nucleotides. RefSeq names its product DENN/MADD domain containing 3a (gene dennd3a). Gene Ontology annotation, cellular component: cytoplasmic vesicle. Lineage: Eukaryota; Metazoa; Chordata; Actinopteri; Syngnathiformes; Callionymidae. The record is from RefSeq and is a predicted model, not a curated record. Gene Ontology annotation, molecular function: protein binding. The coding region runs from base 183 to 3980 and encodes 1265 amino acids. Gene Ontology annotation, biological process: regulation of Rab protein signal transduction. The transcript is spliced from 30 exons.